AAUCGUAGCUUCAAAAGUCAAAUAUUUGCUGCAGCAUAAAACUCAGGCUCAGGCACUCCGAUUUUAUUUGUUCUCUCUCAAGUCUCUCCUCUUCCUUGCCGCCAAUUUCAGAUGGAGGAGACAGAGGACAUGUUUGAGUCCUCUCUAAACCUAGAAGAGAUACACUUCAAGGAAGGCUAUGCUGAGGGCUACGGGCAUGGCCUAGACCAAGGCAAAGAGGAGGGUCAACAAGUGGGCCUAAAAGUGGGCUUCGAGGGUGGUGAGGAACUCGGGUUCUAUCGAGGUUGCAUCAAUGUCUGGAACUCAGUGAUCCAGGUCGACCCAACACGAUUCUCAGAUCGAGUCCAGAAAAUGAUCAAGCAAAUGGACGAGUUGGUUGCAAAAUAUCCAGUCAUGGACCCAGAGAACGAGAGCAUCCAAGAGGUGAUGGAUGGGUUGAGACUCAAGUUCAGGGCAGUUUGUGCUACACUCAAUGUCAAAUUGGAGUAUAUUGGGUAUCCCAAAACAGCGCAAGAUUCUGAGUUUUGAGUUUUAAUGGUGCCUGUCUCUCAUUACUUGGGUGCUUUAUUCUAAUUUAGAUGGUUGAGUUUAUUCUGCCACUGCAUUGUUCACAUGAAAAGAAAAUUUGAAGUUAUUGUAUAAGAUUCAACAGGAGAAAGCAAAAAAGUUAUUGGCCAAACAUUUUAGUUUUGGAUUCUCCUUAGAUUGACAUUUUAGUUUGUGGCUACCAUAAAUGUAAGCAGUUGAGGAUUAUAAUUGUAAGUUACAUAGUACCUCUUACACAAAUAACUGGAAUUCAUUCAAAUUCACUAGAAAAUAGGACUUUUCAUCUGUAAAAUUUUCUGUAAUUUAUACUUCAUGGUUAAACGUGUACAAAAUUUGAAUCA
This is a messenger RNA of Quercus robur (English oak), 887 nucleotides long. RefSeq lists its product as uncharacterized. Bases 112 to 528 code for a protein of 138 amino acids. The record is from RefSeq and is a predicted model, not a curated record. Lineage: Eukaryota; Viridiplantae; Streptophyta; Magnoliopsida; Fagales; Fagaceae. The transcript is spliced from 2 exons.